UAUAAUACAGUAUGUAAAUUUAAUUGUAUUUUAUUCCUUUAAAAUAAUUUUGUUUAAAAAUUACAGAAUUAUAUCUUAUAAAAAAACCUUUUUCAAAUUAAAUAAAUUUAGAAAAGUUACAUUAAGUUAUGUUUUUCACAGUUGGCUUACAAAAGAAGAUAAACAAAAAUGAAAUUGCUGUUUGCUGUCCUGUGUUUUGUGCAAAUAGGAAUUCCCGUUGUAGCAAAUGUAUCAUGCAAAGCCAAUGCAAAACAUAUAGUAUUCACUGCACCAACAGACGUAAAUAUGUUUAACAUGACGCUGUAUGUUCGUCUUAUUGGUGAAAAGAAGUGGAUAUAUCAACCAGGAUGCACAAGUUCAAUUGCAAACAAACUAGUUUGUCCGAACAAACUUAUACGCAAUGCACCAUAUUUGAAUAUAAAGACAACACAAAAGACAGGUACCAACACUACGACAACAGAUUACUUUCUCUGGCUUUAUAAAUGCUAUAUAAACCAUGGUGUAAAGCAAAUUACCAUUACACAAAAUGCUUGGGAUGGUUUUGAGAUCAAGUGGAACCACUACAGUUGGGAUGAUAAAUUUAUUCACACUGACCGAGUGAUUGUUAAAAAUAAAAAUAAAUCACAUUCCAGCGAUGUAACUAAGCAGAUGUUUCGCUUUUCGAAGGUGCACAUUAAUAAUGUGUACAAUAUUUGUAUUGAAACCACGUUUCCUUUUUCAGAAAAAAAGUUUUUGAACAUAACGAAUCAGGUCAUGUCCAGGUGUAUCAGUAUUACUACACCUAAAAAACACCAGCAGGACGAAAGUUCAAAUUUAAAAACACCAUUGGUUGCAGUUGGCAUAGGUAUUGUGUUGCUAGUCAUGUUGUGCAUAAUUUUUGUUGUCUACAAUAAGAAAUGUAAACAAGGUGGUGAUCAUGACUACGAUAUGAACCAAGAUGAAGCAUUAGCCGCUGGAGACAAAAUUGAAGAUGUCGAAAUGCAGGAAGAUGAAAAUAGUGAAAAAGAAGUGUUAACUACACAAGAUAACGAAGAACAUUAAAAAUAAAGACGUACACCAACUAGUGCAAUAAAAAUGAGUUUGAAAUCAAUGUGAAAACACAUGAUGUUGUCUACAAAAAUAGGAAACUUUUUCAUUGAAAAAUAGAAAUCUAUUAUGAAUGAAAAUAUUAAUAAACAAAAGUAUUAUGUUUACACGGUUGUAAUUUUAGUAAUACAUGAAUAUGAUGUUUAAAAUAGCAUUUUUUAUGAUUAAUUUCCCUGGAACGCUA
Hydractinia symbiolongicarpus is the source of this 1270-nucleotide messenger RNA. RefSeq lists its product as uncharacterized. NCBI's taxonomy places the organism in Eukaryota, Metazoa, Cnidaria, Hydrozoa, Anthoathecata, Hydractiniidae. The coding region runs from base 169 to 1041 and encodes 290 amino acids. The transcript is spliced from 2 exons. The record is from RefSeq and is a predicted model, not a curated record.